Messenger RNA from Lagenorhynchus albirostris (white-beaked dolphin), 948 nucleotides. It is a transcript of the gene NKX1-2, whose product is annotated as NK1 homeobox 2. The record is from RefSeq and is a predicted model, not a curated record. Gene Ontology annotation, cellular component: nucleus. Gene Ontology annotation, molecular function: DNA-binding transcription factor activity, RNA polymerase II-specific; RNA polymerase II cis-regulatory region sequence-specific DNA binding. The transcript has 2 exons. Bases 1 to 945 code for a protein of 314 amino acids. Lineage: Eukaryota; Metazoa; Chordata; Mammalia; Artiodactyla; Delphinidae. Gene Ontology annotation, biological process: cell differentiation; regulation of transcription by RNA polymerase II.
AUGCUGGCAUGGCAGGACGGCGGGGCCAAGGCGGCUCCCUCCCACCACAAAAUCUCCUUCUCGGUUCUGGACAUCCUGGACCCUCAGAAAUUCACCCGCGCUGCGCUCCCAGCCGUGCGCCCUGCUCCCCGGGAAGCCAAGAAAAGUUUGGCAGAGGCCGAAGCAAGGAAGGACUCCAGCCGAGACCCGGCCCGGCAGCGAGAGACGCCUGAUGCUGCGGGCCGAGGCGCCGGCUUGGCGUCCCCCCUGGAGGGCUCUGAGGCGGAGGAGGCGGAGGACGAGGACUUGGAGGACGCAGGGCGGCGGCAGCUGCGGGAGCGGACUGCGCGCCUGCAGGAGGCCCGGACGCGCUCCCCCGAGGCCCGGGCCGCGGCAUCGGCGGCGGGAGAGAGCAGCGCGGGCGGCCUCGCGGGCUCCCCGGGCUCGCCGGGCUCCCCGCGGCCCCGGCGCCGGCGCUCAGAGCCCAGCUGCUCCAAGCCGCGGCGCGCGCGCACCGCCUUCACGUACGAGCAGCUGGUGGCCUUGGAGAACAAGUUCCGGGCCACGCGCUACCUGUCUGUGUGCGAGCGCCUGAACCUCGCGCUAUCGCUUAGCCUCACUGAGACGCAGGUCAAAAUUUGGUUCCAGAACCGCAGGACCAAGUGGAAGAAGCAGAACCCCGGCGCUGAAGGCGCGGCGCAGGCGGGAGUUGGCGCGCCCCAUCCUGGGACUUCGGCGGGGGCGGGCGGCGGCGGCGGCGGCGGCGGCAGCGGCGGCGCGGGGGCCAGCCCGGGUCAGCUGGGCCCGGCCGCGCAUCCUUUCCAGACUUUCCCCUCCUACUCGGCGGCCAACGUCCUCUUCCCGGCCGCCGCCUCCUUCCCGCUGACGGCCGCCGCCGCCAGGGGCUCCUUUGCGCCCUUCCUCGGGCCCUCCUACCUGACCCCUUUCUACGCCCCACAUCUAUGAACC